GCGCCGCGCACGGAACGCGGGGCCGGGCACGGAACGCGAGGCCGGGCGGCUCCCCGGGCGUGAGGCGGCGGUGGCGGAGCCGGGCCCUGCCCUGCGCUGCCCGCUCGGCUCCGCUCCCCGCCCCGCCGAGGACGUGGCCGCAGCGCCCGGAGGGAGCCGCGUCCUGCUCCUCGCCCCCUCCUCGGGCUGGGCUGGGCUGGGAUGCGCUGCGGUGCCGGGCGGGAGCGCGGCCCGGGCCUCCCCGGCAGCUCGGAGCGCUCUCGGAGCAUUCGGGUGCUCGGGGCGGCCCCUUGUCCUCCCUCCCGGAGAGCACCCGGCCGGGCAUCCGCGGUGACACACGGUCUGCUUGUGCCGGCUGCCGAGGGCACUCGGGAGAAGAAGAAUGACUUAAUCACCAUCCAGCCCUUGAGGCCAAGGCAGGAGCAGGGCUAGGGCUGCCAGGAACAGAACAUGGCUGUGCCUGGAGGCUUACGGAGGCAGCCUGCCAACAGAGGCCUCGUGUCCCACUGCACCCACCAUCACGUUGUUGUGUUCCUGCUGACCUUCUUCAGUUAUUCCCUGCUCCAUGCCUCCAGAAAAACAUUCAGUAAUGUCAAAGUCAGCAUUUCCAGCCAGUGGACUCCCUUCCCCCAAAACAGCACGGCCCCCGAGCUUCAGCCAUAUGAGCUCUGGAACAGCAGCCAUUUAUUUCAAAAUGCAGAAGAAGCAACUCUAUUCCUGGGAACAUUGGACACCAUCUUUUUGUUUUCCUAUGCUGUGGGUCUCUUUGUCAGUGGCAUAGUUGGGGACCGCCUGAAUUUACGCUGGGUUUUGUCUUUUGGCAUGUGCUCCUCUGCUCUGGUGGUGUUCUCCUUUGGCACACUCACAGAAUGGUUGCAUUUCUACAACAAGUGGUUCUACUGCUGUCUCUGGGUUGUGAAUGGUUUGCUGCAGUCCACUGGCUGGCCCUGUGUGGUUGCUGUCAUGGGAAAUUGGUUUGGAAAAGCUGGGAGAGGUUUUGUCUUUGGACUCUGGAGUGCCUGUGCAUCUGUGGGAAAUAUCCUUGGAGCAUUCCUUGCUUCCUGUGUUCUCAAGUAUGGCUAUGAGUAUGCUUUCCUGGUGACGGCCUCCGUGCAGUUUGCUGGAGGAGUCAUUGUGUUCUUCGGGCUCCUGACGUCGCCGAAGGAAGUGGGCCUCCCUGAGCUUGGAGCAGAGGAAGAUGAAGCCAGUGUGGAAGAAGAUGCCAACAGACCCCUAAUGGGCAGUGAUGAUGUAGAUGAUGAUGACCAGAAUUACUCCAUUCAAGCAACUGACAAUGACAACCAGCCCAAGGCCAUUGGCUUUUUCCAGGCUUGUUGCCUUCCUGGUGUAGUACUGUACUCCUUGGCCUAUGCCUGCUUGAAGCUGGUGAAUUACUCAUUCUUCUUCUGGCUGCCCUUCUACCUCAGCAGCAACUUUGGAUGGAAAGAAGCAGAAGCUGACCAACUCUCAAUCUGGUAUGAUGUGGGAGGAAUCAUAGGUGGGACUAUCCAGGGCUUGAUUUCGGACGUGCUGCAGAAGAGAGCCCCCGUGCUGGCCGUGAGCCUGCUCUUUGCUGUGGGCUCUCUCUUUGGAUACAGCCGUUCCCCAAACAGCAAACCUAUCAAUGCUGUGAUCAUGGCAAUUACAGGAUUUUUCAUCGGAGGCCCUUCUAACAUGAUCAGUUCUGCAAUUUCUGCUGACCUGGGGCGUCAGGAUCUGGUGAAAGGCAGCAGCGAGGCUCUGGCGACAGUCACAGGAAUUGUGGAUGGAACAGGCAGUAUUGGUGCUGCCGUGGGCCAGUAUCUAGUGUCUUUGAUCCAGGAGAACCUGGGAUGGAUGUGGGUUUUCUAUUUCUUCAUUCUAAUGACGAGUUCCACAAUCCUGUUCAUUUCACCCUUGAUAGUGAGGGAGAUCAGGCUGCUGCUGCACGAGCAGCGCCUGCGAAUGCUGGCAGAGUGACUUCUGCUCCCUCUGCCUGGACUGCUGUGUGCAACUGACAGCUGGGACACUCAUCAAAACUCUGGGAGACUUGUUUGUUACAUCCUCCAGGUUUGGACUGGUUCAAAAGGACUCCACAAGACUUGAUUGACUUGCCUGUGGUGAGCUCAGUAGUGAAGCACCAAGUACCUGUCCUGAGACCACCUGUGUCACGGAGCUGCUGACCUAAGCCAGACAAUCCAAGGGACUGAUGGAUUGUCCCAGCCUCCCAGACCCUUCCAGCAGUCACACCAGGGUCUUCUGUUGGGUGUCUCAUUCCUAUACCUUUUCUUAUUUAUUUCUGGAUUGCUGACCAAAGUCAGCUCUUCGAAACUGACGGUUUUUGGGAGGCUGUCUUGCAAUGAAUCUUGAUGCUCUUUUGUGCUGGUGAAAUCAUACAGUGCAGUUCAUGGAUAGUCCUAAAUUUCAGAUCACCUUAGCUUUUAGAAAGGGCAAAAAUAAUUAUUUGGGAUUUAUGCUGUCCAGUUGUUUAAAAACUGCUGUUGCUAAAUCUCUACACAGAUGGACCUCUGCUAUCUCCCUUCUAUUAACUGUUACAUAUUCCAGUACAGUCACAUGAAGAAGUUACCUCUGCAUUUGUUUUUAACAUUUUAAUAACGUUACUAAUCUCUGAGAAAUGAGAUUUCAUUUUUUUAAACUGUUGAAGCAGACAAAUAGUGUGCAAUACUUUAUGUAAUCUCUGAAAUAAGCCUUAAUAGGUCCUUUGUGUCUAAAGGAUCCUUGAAUGGCUUCAGGGAUCAGUAAUGGGACACAAACACUUUCACUACUUUGUUUAUUGAACCUGACCAAUACUGACUAAAAUGGGUGUGAGGUGACCUUCUGAAGGAAACUGGUGUCACUGACUUCAUACUCCUUGGGCAAUUGCUCAUCUCUAGCAAAGCAGGAUCAGAAUGGAAUUAAAGGAAUUUAAGGGACCCGGCUGCUCUCGGAGAGGGGCUGAAGUGUACUUGUGGAGUAGCAUUAAUGAGCAACUGCUGCUGUUUCCCCUCAUGCUCCUGUGGCUAUGGCUGCAUAGGGGACCUCAAGCUCCAGGGUUUGGAAGCUUGAGUUAUACCUUGAAGGGAAAGGUAGAUGCAAGUCCGCCUGCAAGCGCUAAAAACAAGUGGCUGUGCUUGCUGUGGUGGUGUUUGAGUGCUUUCCAGUACUCUGGUAAGUGGGGUGACCAACUGACAGCUCUAACAUUUAUUGGUGAUCUUAAUGGGAUCACUGAGUAACUUCUCAAAAAAAUGCUUUCUGUUUAUGCCUGGAAAUGUUUCAUUGUAAUUGGUCUGUGUUAACCUGCAGAACAUGUGAGCAAACACUCUGUCUAACUAGCUAGUGCCUGGAUGGAGGUAGGGAGCAGCAAACGUUGGAGCUGAGAUUUGAAACUUUUUAAAUGGGAACAGUUGCCUUUUCAAAAUGUGCAUUGAUUUUAUUUUUUAUUUUUUAAUUGAUGAAUGUCAAUUUUUAGUCAUGUGUUGAUUGUAAUGAGUGGAACAUCAUUAGUGCCUUACGGUUUUACAGUUUUGAAUGGUUACUUGGUGGUUGCUGCUUCUGUAGUUAUGUCCAUGCACAGCUUUGCUUAAUGUGGAACUCAGUUGCCCCAUUUUAUAUUUUUUUGAGUCUUUUUCUCUGGGUGGAGGUGAUUGUUGCAUCUUUUUGUUGACCCUCAAAGUAUCUCAGUGCUUGGGAAAAUGAUGCCAUUAAGCUGAUAUGGGGCCUGAGUCCUGUUCUUGACUCUUCUCAUUCCCAUUCCAAUUUUUGCCUGUAUAAUUAGAGCAGGAGUCUGAGAAUCUAUCAUCCUGUUCUCAGAAUUAUGCCCUGGGGUUAGUGUUCACAUCCCAAGCUACUCAUUAGCCCCUGUACAAAUAGAAUGAAAACUUCCUGAAACUUAGUUCUAAAAUAGAUCGUGGCACCGUUUGCCUGAGCCACAGCGUCUGAGAAUCUCUGGUUUCAAAUUCCAACCUGGAUGAACUUUUUGGCUGCCUCUCUGGGCAGCAGAUAAACUUCUGAUGAAAGGUGGGGUGGGAAAGGGAUGUGGCUGGGGUCGAGGGGGAGGAGAAGGCCGGCUCCUGUAACAAAUGGUUUCCUGUAAACAGCUCUGUCCCCUCUUGAGAAGUGUCAGCAGUGAUGGAGCGCCAAGCCCGGGCUGCCCAGCCGCUGCAUCCGAGCGCGUGGUGCUUUGGGACCACCCGCAAUUAGUGAGGUGUGCCCAGGGCCUGGGGAUUGCUGCUGUGCUUGUCCUGGGUUUGCAGUUCUCUGUAUUUCUCCAGGGUGCUCUGAAGGAGAAAUGUUUUCAAUCUGGUCGUGUCUGAACUGACCUCACAUGAAUAAACAUUCUUUGACUUGAUCUGGGCUUGUCCUUCGUGUGCUUUAUUCCACUCUCUCUGGUGUGGUUCUGCUGAGCAUCC
This is a messenger RNA of Camarhynchus parvulus, 4388 nucleotides long. RefSeq names its product solute carrier family 37 member 3 (gene SLC37A3). Gene Ontology annotation, cellular component: endoplasmic reticulum membrane. Gene Ontology annotation, molecular function: transmembrane transporter activity. Lineage: Eukaryota; Metazoa; Chordata; Aves; Passeriformes; Thraupidae. The coding region runs from base 451 to 1959 and encodes 502 amino acids. Gene Ontology annotation, biological process: transmembrane transport. The record is from RefSeq and is a predicted model, not a curated record. The transcript has 15 exons.